Lycium barbarum (goji berry) is the source of this 2115-nucleotide messenger RNA. Its product is annotated as non-specific phospholipase C6. The coding region runs from base 324 to 1892 and encodes 522 amino acids. Gene Ontology annotation, molecular function: hydrolase activity, acting on ester bonds. The transcript has 5 exons. Gene Ontology annotation, biological process: phospholipid catabolic process. The record is from RefSeq and is a predicted model, not a curated record. Lineage: Eukaryota; Viridiplantae; Streptophyta; Magnoliopsida; Solanales; Solanaceae.
UCCAUUUUCCAACUUUACAGUUUUACAUCUAAUUAACCACUUCUAUUCACCCAGUAAGACCCACAUCACAUUAGGACAAUCUCUCCAUUUAAAGCUUCAACACUAACAUCUGCACAUUUAUUUCAUUCAUUCACCUGUUCCCUUACAGCCUUACUACACUACCAGAUCCUUCCUCUUUUUAGUUCAUCCUAACCACAUAGCUGGUUUCCUAUUACACGUCACUCACAUUAAAUCAAUCAUUUUUCAAUUGUCACCCACAGAUUUCUUUUCCUCGAUAUAGUUCAUUUGCUAUUGCUUUUUCUCCAUUUUCUCCAGAUUCAAGAAUGGACCACUUGAGAACCAAAGCUCCACCUAUUUCCUAUAUUUUCUUGAUUUUUCUUACACUUUCAUGGGUUUUUCAGAACACUUAUGGAGAGCAAAAACAACCCAUUAAAACAGUUGUUGUGUUGGUGUUGGAGAACAGAUCUUUUGAUCACUUGCUUGGAUGGAUGAAGAAAUCAGUGAAUCCUAAAAUCAAUGGUGUUACUGGCAAAGAGUGCAAUCCAGUGUCUACUAAAGCUCAAGAUACUGAAACUAUUUGCUUCACUGAUGAUGCACAGUAUGUGGAUCCAGACCCUGGCCACUCUUUUGAAGAUGUGGAGCAACAGGUAUUUGGCUCUGGCUCCAUUCCUUCAAUGUCAGGUUUUGUGGAACAAGCACUCAACAUGUCUGAUAAUAAUCUAUCAAGAACUGUCAUGAGGGGAUUUAAGCCCGAAAAUCUCCCAAUUUACGCAACAUUAGUUCGCGAGUUCACAGUAUUCGACAGGUGGUUCAGUUCAAUUCCAGGUCCAACACAACCAAACAGGCUAUUUAUAUACUCUGCUACUUCUCACGGUUCCACCAGCCAUGUCAAGAAGCAGCUAGCUACAGGUUAUCCACAAAAGACUAUUUUCGAUUCGCUUCACGAAAACGGAUUGGAUUUCGGUAUUUAUUACCAGAACAUACCAGCAACUCUUUUCUUUAGAAAUUUGAGGAUGUUAAAGUAUGUGUUCAAUUUCCAUCAGUAUGAUUUGAAGUUCAAGAAAGAUGCCAAGAAUGGGAACUUACCUAAUUUGACUGUGAUUGAGCCAAGGUAUUUUGGUAUAACAGGGUAUCCAGCAAAUGAUGAUCACCCAUCACAUGAUGUUGCUAAUGGGCAGAAAUUAGUGAAAGAGGUUUAUGAGACACUAAGAGCUAGUCCCCAGUGGAAUGAGACACUUUUUGUUAUUACUUAUGAUGAGCAUGGUGGAUUUUAUGAUCAUGUUAAAACUCCUUAUGGUGAUGUUCCAAAUCCAGAUGGGAAUACUGGGCCUGCACCUUCUUUCUUUAAGUUUGAUAGGCUUGGUGUUCGUGUUCCCACCAUUAUGGUCUCUCCUUGGAUCAAGAAAGGAACUGUGAUAAGCAAGCCUAAGGGACCUAGACAAAAUUCAGAGUUCGAGCAUUCAUCAAUUCCAGCAACUGUAAAGAAAAUAUUCAAUCUCACAUCCAAUUUUCUAACUCAUAGAGAUUCUUGGGCGGGCACAUUUGAGCAGGUUGCAGGUCAACUGUCAUCUCCAAGGACUGAUUGCCCUGAGGUUCUGCCUGAGGUAUCUCCAUUGAGGAGUACUACUGAAGCGGAUGAAACUCGGGCGUUGUCCGAGUUUCAGAGCGAGGUGGUGCAGUUAGCAGCUGUGUUAAAUGGAGACCAUUUCUUGAGCAGCUUCCCACAUGAAAUGAGCAAGAAAAUGAAUGUGAAAGAAGCUUAUAAUUACGUAGGAGGUGCAGUUUCAAGAUUUAUUAGUGCAAGUAAAGAAGCUAUUAAGUUAGGAGCAGAUGAGACUACAAUUGUAGAUAUGAGAUCCUCUCUCACCACUAGAACCUCAGUCCACCACUAGAUUCUGAAUAAAAAACACUUUUGUUAGUUUAGUUUUUGUGGAUUUUGCCAUCCACUGAUAUAGUAUACAUGUUGUUCCUAGAUUUCGUCCCUGAAUCCCCCCGAAAAUGAAGUUGCAGCCUUUUUAAUUAGUAGCCUCUAGCAAUGUCGUAUACUAGAUUUGGGCAAUGUCAUAUACACAGUGCUGGAGCCGGAAUUCUAUACAAAGAGAUUCCAAAAUGCCA